AUGUCUACAUUAUUAUCCGCUCCACAGAAUUUAUUGGGAUUCACAUAUCUUACCCGAUACAAUCUCCGAAACAGUUUCGUUAGCACCGAUGGAAAAGAAUAUCAAGGAGAACCGAUUCUAGAUAAAAAUUAUACUUGGCCUUCUUCUAUAACGGAUCUUGAAGCAAGAGUAAUUACUGGAGAUAUUUUUAAUUCAUGUCAAAUAACAGAUACCAUAUUACCAGUAAAAAAGUUACUCUCUCCACUCUCGAAAUCCCAAGUUCCAAUAAUCCGAUGCGUCGGCCUAAACUAUCGUAAACACGCCAAAGAAACAAAACAAGCGUUACCGAAUUUUCCCGUGUUAUUUAUCAAACCGUCGAAUUCUCUACAGGAUCCUUUCGAGCCAAUCAAAGUCCCAAAUAUUGCAUUAAAUCAGGUGGACUAUGAAGCGGAGUUGGCGGUGGUGAUAAAGAAACCGUGUAAAGAUGUUACGAAAGAGCAGGCUUUAGAUUAUGUGCUCGGGUAUACGGCGGCUAAUGAUGUUUCGGCUAGGAAAUGGCAGGGAACCAGUUUGAGUUCUGGCCAAUGGUGUUUCUCGAAGGGAUUUGACACAUUCUCGCCUAUUGGUCCAGUACUAGUGUCCCCUGAAAUAAUACCAAAUCCUAACACACUUGCGAUUCGAGCAGUCGUCAAUGGCAAAGUACUACAAGACUCCAAUACUUCCGAUAUGAUCUUUGAUAUUCCGUCAUUGAUUAGCUUUCUAAGUCAAGGAACCACUUUACAACCUGGCUCGUUAAUUUUAACCGGUACUCCAGAAGGUGUUGGUUUUGUUAGAAGUCCGCCCAUUUAUCUUCAGGAUGGUGACAAAGUUUCUAUUGAAAUUGAGAGUAUUGGUGCUCUUUCAAAUACUGUCGAAUACCAAAAUCCGAUUGUUGAUACAAGCAGUAGCAGUAGUAGAUUAAUGAAUGCAAACAGCACUCCAAUUGAACCAUACUUAUUCAGUAAACUUCCCUCAUGUAACAUUGAAAAAAACGCAACAAUUUUAGUUAUUGGCGUUGAUGGGGUUGGAAAACGCGUUCUCGCUCAACAUUUGGUGAAUUCACAACAACAAAAGAUAAUCCAAGACGAGGAAAUCAAUCAAUUAACAAAAUAUGAAGCUAGUAAUGAAAAAGAUAUAAAAUUGAGCGUACGUACAGUCGAGUCUCUUCCUUUACCGUCGUCGUCAUAUGAUCGACCACGUAUAGAUUAUGUGAUCUUUAUGAUCUCUAUGACGCAAGGAAUUGCCGCUUUUCAUCAGUUAAAAGAGUCAAUGUUGAGGUUACACGAGGAAUAUUUUCUCGAAAGAUGUUGUGUAAUAGUCACUGAAGGUAAAAUCACACAAUAUACAUUUGACAGAUCGGAGCUUGAAGAAUUUUUCAAAGAGAAUUAUCCAAAUAUUCCAAUUUUCUACACCAUAUUAACGGAUCAAAAUGAAACGCAGAUUCUCAUUCAACAACUAAAACGCUCAAUCACACUAACUUGUGGUUACCUUGACACUAAUAAAAAGUUCACACCUACCUUGUUAGGGUUACCAGUGACUUAUGGAGCAUCAUCACCAACACUAGAAGAAAUUCGUUAA
Messenger RNA from Ambispora gerdemannii, 1596 nucleotides. NCBI's taxonomy places the organism in Eukaryota, Fungi, Glomeromycota, Glomeromycetes, Archaeosporales, Ambisporaceae. The record is from the annotation of a GenBank genome assembly.